Messenger RNA from Macrobrachium nipponense, 7985 nucleotides. Its product is annotated as dystrobrevin beta-like. Gene Ontology annotation, cellular component: synapse; plasma membrane. The record is from RefSeq and is a predicted model, not a curated record. NCBI's taxonomy places the organism in Eukaryota, Metazoa, Arthropoda, Malacostraca, Decapoda, Palaemonidae. The coding region runs from base 1541 to 4054 and encodes 837 amino acids. Gene Ontology annotation, biological process: synaptic signaling. The transcript is spliced from 21 exons. Gene Ontology annotation, molecular function: zinc ion binding.
GAGAGAGAGAGUUUCCGAGAGGGUGGGGUUAGUUGGCCGCCAGACGCGACUCGAGCAACAUUGCCACUGCUUUUGCUUGCCAUUCACGCUGCUUGUGUGCGUGUGUGUGUGUGUGUCUGCCUGCCUGCCUGUUGUGCUGCUUCCGCUUUGCUUGCAUCAGAUCAGUCGGCAGCAUUUUGAUCUUCCGGGUAUCCCGCUUGCUUCCGCUUCUUCCAAGGCGUGAUUUUCUCAAGACAGACAAAAAUAAUUUUAUGCAAGAAAUUUAGAAAAAAAAAAACAAGUCAUGUGUACGUCUUCCGUGCUCUUCGAAAAUCACCAGGAACGAUGCAUUUGAGAUGAGAAUCUCCUUGAUGAAUGACUUUAAUGAGUUUUGAUGAAUGUCGACGCCAGGGCAUCCAGCAAGAUCCUGUUAUUCCCGACGAUUUCUCAUUAAAGGUGAUUUAAUGACUUAAGACGUUCAAAGCAAGUUUAUGUCGGAGACAGUCUUGGGUCCUCCAUACCAGCCAGUUUGACGUCCUAUUCUAGGCUGAGAAAAUCUCCGGAAUUACUUUGAAAUAAGGGAAAUAAAUCUGAAUAGAAUUUUUGGUGAGGAUAACUGCAAUAUAUACAGACCUUAUUCCAAGUUGAAAUUCCAGACGGCAUUCCAAGCUGAAGUAUUCGUGGAAAUCAUCAGAAAAGGAAGGGAAAAAGUUUAUCCCGAAUGUAUUUAACUCUUGUGGGUGAUCUCAUCAGCCCAAGUGCCCGGAAAGAUUAAGGAAGAUUGAGCCAAUCAAUUAAUCUCUCAAAGAAAAAAAAAAUUUGAGCCGUUCAAAUAGAGCUUUGACCUGAGUUGCCUCGAGUUAAGAAGAAAAAAAGAAGUUGGCAGUUUCCUUCGUCUAUGUUUUGCUGGAUUGUUCUUUAAAGACAUCGGUGUUUCCUGGUAAACUUUCUGAAAAAAUUAACGAGAGUCUGAAUCUUAUGAACAAGAACUAGCCAUGAGAGACAGACUCAACUUGUCAAAUUAAAAAACAUAUGUAAUAGUCAGUUGUACAAAACAAUACUUUUGUAUCUUUGCUGAAUUAAGAAGAAAGGAAGUGUGUGAAGGAAGCAUCAUCCCUUUGAAAUACCAAGCAAACACACAAAUACAGACAGAAAGAACGUCUCUGAGGAUAACGAGUAGACCUCACAGAUAACCAGUUGAAGCAACUUCGAGCGACAUCAACUUUAAUCAGUUUCAAGUCUAUGGAGCUAAUUUAAGUUUCAGCAAAUAUAAGGGAAAUGAACCAAAUAUGAGAGCCAAGAACUAACAGGAAGUGUGCAAAACUAUAAGGUAAAGGAAUAAUAAUAUCAAAACUUUUUCCUCAGAAGCUGUUCUUAAAAAGGAGUUUCCAAAAACCGUUACGAAAACUGGUGUGUCUUGAAGAACCGGCUAUAGACGACUGUCAUUGAAGAGAGAGAGAGAGAGAGAGAGCGAGAGAGAGAGAGAGAGAGAGAGAGAGAGAGAUCAUGUCGGUAACCGCCCGUUGAACAUCAAAGCAAGAAAGGUGUCUCAAACCAACCAAUGUUGAGAUCAACGGGGGACUCCUUUGGAAGCAAGACGAUCAUCAUCCACCCGCACAAGAUGUUCACAUCCAGACGCAAGAGCCUCCCGGACACCUCAUCCAUCUCGUCAUCCUCUUCGUCAGCCUUCUUCAGCCCCUCCGGCGUCGUGGCCGGCAGGACCAAGAAACGGAGAGCAUCCAAUGGCUUCCUUAAUCCAGAACUGAUGGCAGCCCCAGCGGGUGGAGGGUCCAUGGGCAUGGGGGCCGGGCCAGGAGGCCCAGGAGCGGGCAUUGCCAGCGACGGGCGUCUUCUGAUCAACGAACUGAGGCACCACAAUUUCGAUGCCAUUCGCUUCGCCUCUUACCGGACGGCGGCCAAGCUGCGUUUUGUCCAGAAGAAAACCAACAUGCACUUGGUCGACAUCUGGAAUAUAAUUGAGGCAUUCCGAGAGAAUGGCCUGAACACUUUAGAACCUCAUACAGAAGUCAAGGUAUCGCGUUUAGAGACCCUGAUAUCAACUCUCUACCACAGCUUAAACAAAAGGCUCCCUGCUGGCAAACACAUAGCAAUAGACUCAUCAACCUCUAUUCUUCUCAACUGGCUGCUUUCUGCAUAUGACAGUGAUGAUGAGGGAAAGCUACGGGUUUUCAGUGUCAAAGUAGCUCUGGCCACACUCUGCAAUAGCAAGCCCCUUGACAAGCUUCGUUAUGUAUUUUCUCAAAUAUCAGACAGCAAUGGACACCUUGCUCUUAGUCGUUUCUCUGAGUACCUUAAAGAAGUUCUAGCUUUACCAGCUGCAGUGUUUGAAUCUCCAAGCUUUUCCUAUUCAGAAAAUCUAGUGCGACAGAUUUUUGAUGGGGUUAAACAUAUAAACGUCAAUGACUUCUUAGAAAUUGUGUUGGAGGAUCCAGGGCCUGAGUGCUUAGCUUGGUUACCACUCUUGUAUCGUUUAGCCGCAUCAGAAUCAGAUGCACAGUGGGCUGUUGAACUGAUUGACGAUGCCUAUGUUGAUGAGUUUAUUCAUCAGACCACCUGUGAUGGUUGUAGAAGAGAGAAUUUCAGUGGUUUGCGGUAUAAAUGUGAGAAGUGCCAUAACUACAGCAUGUGCCAAGAAUGCUUCUGGUUGGGACGUUUCUCUCUACCACAUUCCAUUGAUCAUCAAGUAAAAGAAUACACAGCUUUUACCCCGACACGCAGUUCAUUUCGUCGAAGUUUCCGGUGUGUGCCAGAUAAACCAUCAUCAGAUCGACCAAGAUUUCCAGAAUUACCUGAAAAAACAUUAAAUUUAUCUCAUAUUGUACCUCCUUCACCCUUGCCUUCCCAUAAUGGCUUUGAGAGUGGAGCCUCAGCACCAAUACCUGCCUCUUUAGAAAGUUGCUCAUCCAGUCGAAGUUGUGUUAGCAGUUUACCAGACUGGGGUCAGCUGGACGAAGAGCAUCGCCUGAUUGCUCAUUAUGCUGCACGACUAGCUAACCAAACAAUAAACUCAAGUAGCGAAAGCAUAGAUUCUAGUCCCGGAUUUGAUGCCUCAUCAGCCAGAGAUCUCAUUCAGUCAUUAGAAGCCAAAAACCGGGAAAUCAUGAGAGAAAUCAACAUUUUAAGGAACAGAGUGUAUGUUUGCAGGCAGCAACAGGAGCGAGCUGAGGGCAGCAGUAAUCCAACUUUGGUAGCUGAGCUGCGUCUCCUGCGAUCCCAUCGCCAUGAGUUAGAAUCCAAUCUUUCCUACCUCCAAGAUUCUCGUAAGCAGCUUAUGCAGCAGCUGGAGAGUCUCAUGAAAAUGCUCAAAUAUAACCUUCAGAAUCACCAUAGUUCUCCUAGCACUCCAAAUGGUUCUCCCAAGUCUCCCCCGCUCUCAACAAGUGGAACCAUUGGGAGUAGUGUUAUGAGUCAUAUGGGUGGAAUGCAAGGAUCCACAUCAUCCCGGUCUGCUCCACCCACUCCUUCUCAUACUGCUCAAGUCUCCACACUCGAUUCAUUGUCAUCACUUCAUGUAGAUGGUUUACAGUCAGCUGUUUCAUCAGUUUUCUCCAGUGCAGCAUCAAGUUGUACUCCUGAUAAUUCCCCUGAUGAUGAUGAUAGUUUAGCAUCACGGAGCCUCAGAAACGACCUUCUCGUUGCAGCAGAUUCUGUCACAAAUGCUAUGUCUAGUCUUGUCCGGGAACUGAAUUCAGAAAGUUCAGAUGAUGACUCCAUGCUAGCAAGACCUCUUCCCGAACGAGAAUAUGAUUUCAAAAAUCUGUAUGACACUUCAUCAUGGCGCAUGACAGAUGGCAACUAUAGUGAGGAUGAAGGAUCUUUAGGUCACCUGCAUAUGCGAAAGAGUAGUGGGGACACUCACCUUAUCAAUUCACAGAGUGGACUUGGAAAUCAGAAUAAGCGUCGUAGUAGUCAAGGAACAAGUGAACAAGAUAACAGCUCUCUAAAACCUGAAGUUGAGACACCAGAUUGGGAGGAAGCUGGAAUGGGUUGGGUCAAUAGGACCUGUAGCCUCCAAACUACGUACAUGAUGGUCAGCACUGCAACUAGGUGUUGAGAGUGUCCACAAGUAUUAAUUGAUGGCUGUCGUUAAAGGAGACUUUUGGUAAGAAUUACUACCUUACAUGUCACAAUGAUGAUUUUUCAGUGCACAAAUUUACAGAUUAUGUAUAGAUAUGUGUUAUUUUAUGCAGUAAUGUACUAUGUUUGUAUCCUUUUCCAUGAGUAAACAUCAUAAUAGUAUAGUACAUAAUUUAUGAUCCCCAUGAGUUGUGCACUGUGAUGGUAUAUUGGUACUACAUUAUACGUAAUUCUCUUUCUUUAACGUAUAAGGCUUCAUUCUAUAAAAGCCAUAUUAACUGUAACCUUUCAUCUAAGGUAAAGCUUCAAGGAGACAACUACCUUAAAGUGAAAGGUAUAAUCUGCAUACGUCUUUCUCUACUGUGCACAAGUAAAUUUGUUUUCUAUUGAAUGGAAGACUAUAUUUAUAAAUAUCAUUAUCAAAUAAGUAAUUGAAGGACACUUGGGCUGCUUUGUCACCAGUCUACAAUUGAGUUGUAAUGUUUCAAUAAUUGGCACAUGCUAGUUAUUUUGUGUUGGUUCCCCUAAGCUUUGAAAUUCAGUAUACAUAAUGUUGAGUUAAUAAAAAGCAGCAUCACUGUAUACUGUAAUCUGAUUUUUUGUAUAUAUAUUUUUCUAUAAUUUCACUUUGGUUUAAAUGAAUUAAUCUUGUAAAAGAAUUACUUACUGUAAUAUGACAAUAAUUAGAACUCACAUAUACUUAAAAUAAAAGACUGUACUCUCUAUAUGUACUCAAACUAAGUGGAAACUUAUGUAACUUGAAUAUUAUUACACCUACCUCAGUCUUGAAAGCAUUCUUUUUCAUAUCCUUUGAGUUUCCUUACAGUUUGACAUAGUUCAUGAAUAGUUUAGCCAAACUGCUUUGUUUGUUAGCGUAAGUAAUCAGUUUUUCUUUACCUGCUACAAUCCUCUUCAUAUCAGUCUGUAAUGAUCAAAACAUAGGAAAUAAAUUUUUAAAAUAUUUCCAACAACAACUGUACUAUUUGUACUUUGCUAUUUUGCAAGUGCAAUACUGUUAUUUGUUAUUUAAGCAUUUUGCAAGUGCAAUGGGUAGUUUAAUUGUUAGUAUUUAUACUAUGCUCAAUCCAUAAAAUUUUGAGUUUGACAUUUACUUAGGUAACAGAGACUUUGUAGAUUUAAGAUAUUUCUUUUUGAUUUAAGAUAAGUUAAAUAUUACGAUAUAUGUAACUAUGAUGCUCAGUUUUUAAAAAAUAUCUUACUGUUCCAUGUAAGGCACAGGUAGGAAUAUUAGAUAAAAGCACAGUCAUAACUUUAUGAAUACAUAUAUAUGUUAAUAAUUUUAGAACAUAUAAUUGGCAUAUAACAUUUUGCAUUUGUGAACACUUUUUAUUCAAAUUGCAUGAAUGUGUGCACUGCGUCAUGUUGUUUUGUUUCUUCUCAACUCCAUUAAUCACUCUUACUUUACUGUGUGGUCUAUAACUUCCCAGGUUUAUCAGGCUUUAGUCUAUUAGACAGUAGUAGUCCUACUACAUAUGCUCACUGUGCUCCCUCAGUGUACCUGCUAACCACUAGAUACAAAGCUCUUUUGCCCAGUCUGUCAGGUGUUUGCUUUUUGCAGAGAUUGCCAUUAGAAUCUCUCUAAUAUUUUUUUUUUUCAUCUAUCAACUCCUUAACCUCUUUUCACUUUGUGACCAAUAUCUGAUAACAGUGACUCAUAACAGUAGGUACGUUGCAGUUGCCAAGUUUGUCUUUAGGAUUGCUGGCUUGUUCAGGAUGACCAUUGUGGAUACUGUGGAUACUGUAGUUUACUUAUUCGUCACUUUGAGUGUAACUUUUUAGCAUCUUCAUCCUGUUGCUUAAAGGGUACCUAUUUUUCAAUUCAUGCUUCAUUUGUUACUUUCCGGGCGAAGUUUGAUGAGCAGUCUGGAGUUGACUUAGUGUUGACCUAGCUGGAACUUUAAGGUGUGCCAUCCACUACCCACACCUUCCAUGUUCAUACAGCACCCCGCUUUUCUUGAUCGCUUUGCUACAUGCCAUGAACACACCUCACCUGCCUGACCUAUGGACAAUCCCUACCCACAAAUGUGCCUUAUUCUAAGGCUACUGUGCUUGCGAAGUGGCAUGCCCACUAACCUCUGCCAGGCCCUCUUCCCUGUUCAACUUGUGCACUUCCCAUGGCACAUCCUUCAUUUCUUUUUGGCCUUUUGUUACUUCCAGUGAUGAGGUUCACUUACUUUGUCCAUUGAAAAUGAUCAGGGUUUACCUGCUCAAGACUAGAACCUACAAAGACAAUACUCACAGGUUGUUUUUGUUCAUGGGCCAAAGAAAGCAGGACAUAAUCAAGAACAUGGUCUUCUUUUGACUGCAACAUGAAACUGUCAUAGAAUGAUAAUAUGAAGUGAAGUGGAAUGGUAAGUAAGUAAACCUCCAAGUCAAAAGCACUCUCUAUUUCUGUUACUUUUAAACUAACAUGGCAUUAUCCUAUUUUAAAUGCACAGGUACCUGGUGAUGCAAAUCUAUAAUUGACUUCAUCUGUGUCAAGAAAUGUGGUGCAUAAAUGGUUAGACUUGUAUUUGUUCAGACAAAUACUUAAGACAUCAUAAUUUACAUACGUGUACUAAUUUACAUACAUGUACUAUGCUAAUUCACUUACACCUCUCAUAUAUGAAAAUGCCAUAAGGCAGGCCUGCAAGUUUAAUUUAAUGGUCACUCUUUUUGGCCUGCAAGUUUAACUUAAUGGUCACAUCUUUUGGCCUGCCAGUAAUUUAUUGGUCAAAGUACCAAGUCUUCAUUUUGUAGUCUGUGUGACCUGAAAAACUUCUUCCUUUCCACAACAUUUGUGGCAUAGAUGCAUACAUUCAACAAACCUAUGAACACUUAAGAAUUUAUUUUCUUUUUGACUUGUGAAGUCACAAGGUACAAAACACAUUUGGGGACUGAAGCAUCUCAGCCUCCCUUCUAAAUUAAAGUGUACAUGACGAAUUUAGUAAUAAAAAUAGAUUUUUACUAUUGAGAGAGAGAGAGAGAGAGGAGAGAGAGAGAGAGAGAGAGAGAGCGGGGCUACAUAAAGAACCACAGCAACCUGUGCAGUAGGACUACUACUUCCAUCAUCCGAUAUAUAAAAGAUUGGUGAAUCUGGGAAUUGACAAACCAUGAAAUAUGGCACAUUAUACAUUUAUUGGAUCUGUAUAAAAUAUCUUGUUUUGUGUUGUAGAACAUUUAAGUGUUGAAACAGGCAAACUAAGCCAUGGUAGUCACAACAGGUGUUUUUCUUCCAUGCUGAUUUCCUUAUUAUGACCAAGCAUGUUUAAAUGGAAAAACAAAAAGAAAAUCAAAAACAAAUUAGCAUACUAAAGAAGUUGCAAUCAACAUGAUAAUCAAAAGAUAUUGAGAAAAGAAUUUGAUGUGAAUAAAUGCAUAUCUUGUAUCAUGUGAAAAUAUCCAUAUCUGAUACUAUUAGAAAAUAGACUAUAGUUACUAAUUAAAUUUUAAGUUUAUCAUCACAGUACAUACUAUGUAGUUUUAUAAUGUGUUUAGCUUAAAUUUAGGCAACAAAACUGAAGUGACAUUAAUUUUCAGCUAAAAUUUGGUAGUUACUAUAUUGUAAACUCAUGAAAUUCAAAUGAGCAGUAUUACAGCUUUUUAUGGUUACACAAUGAUGGAAUCCACCAUGGAAAGUGUAAAUUACUUUCCUUCUAUGGUACAAGUUUUUGUUAGAAUUUUAAGUGAUAUCUGGGGGUCAUAGAAUGUAACCUUUUUACUUUAGGAUUUUGAGGAAACUGGGGAAAUUAAGUUUUUUUUUUUUUUACCACAAAACCAUUAUGUAUUAAUAAUGUAGUUCACUGCAUGUGUUGCAGGAAAUCUUCCACAUAAGAGUUCUCUGUAGAAAAAACAAAAAUGGUAGCCAGUGGUCAAUAGUCUAAUUUAUGCAAUAAAAAUGCAGUUUA